Molecule: messenger RNA, 419 nt
Organism: Cylas formicarius (sweet potato weevil)
Lineage: Eukaryota; Metazoa; Arthropoda; Insecta; Coleoptera; Brentidae
Exons: 2
Coding region: 28-393 (121 amino acids)
Source: RefSeq, a predicted model, not a curated record
AUCGCUUUUUAAAUCGCAUUAGCAGAGAUGGCGAGCAACGCAGAGCCGAGAACCGGAGAGGAGGAGAUGGACUUGGAAGUCACAAAUGAAGACAAUGAAGACUCUUGGAUUCUCGACUAUCUCAUCCGGAUUUUCCUGUUCUUCUUUAAUCCGAUGACAAAUGAAGUUUUGGGACUGAAGAUCAACGCCUGGGUUUCGAUGUUUCUGCCCGUUCUCGCCAUCGUCACUUAUAUCCAGAUCAACGCCAUGAAUCAGUUGGCACAAAUAUGCAGCUAUUACUACUGGAGAAUUCGCAACUUGGAAGAGGCAAAUUCAGACCUGUUGGGAAUGCUGGACAUCUUCCGCGACAAUUAUCCAGAUAUUUAUGCCGAACUUUUUCCCGAGAGUGCUUAGUUACUUAUGAAUACAUUUUAAUUAUC